AUGAAAAAGUUUUCUAAUUCGUUAAGGAAAAUUGAUUUCUUUAGUGUUACUUAUACUCCAGCAAUUUCAGAUGGAUUAACAUAUAAUCACUCUAGUGUUCUUGGUGGAAUAAUAUCCCUUAUAAUAGGAAUUUUAAGUCUAAUUUAUUGUAUAUAUUACAUGUAUAUGUGGUGGAGUUAUUCAUUAUUACCAAAAGUCACUGAAGAUAUUAAUAACUUCACAGAGGAUUCAAAUUUUGGAUUUUUAAAUAAUCAUAUGCAAGUAACUGCCUAUGAUAUAAAUGGAAAAUCAACUAUAAAUCCAUUCAAAAGAGAUGAAAUUGUUAUGCUUCCAUUACUCUUAGAUCUUGAUAAUGGUUUGAAUUGGUAACCUCUUAUAAGUAGUAUCACUGAAGAUUAAGUUCUGGACAUAAAUUUUAAAAUGAGUAAAGAUAAAUAAUAUAUGAUCUUAUUUACACUAUGCAAAGAAGAAUAUCUUAUUGAAGAUUAUUAAUGUGCAUCUGAAGAAGUUAAAUAAUCUUAUUUUAAUUAAAUGGGAAAUACACUUUAUACUGAUGUAGAAUUUACAACUAUUAAUCCAUCAACAUUUGAACCAUAAUAAUUUUAUAGGACAUAUCCAUUUUAUGUUCAUUCAAAUGCUGAGAUGUGUUCAUCUAUUACUUUACAUUAUCAAAUGAAUCAUUAUUAAAUAGAUAAAGCUUUUCUUUUUUCAACUGGAGUAGAAGAAUAAAAUUAUAUUUCUAAUUCUCUCAAUUAUCCACAAUAUGCCAUGAAGAAUUAUUGUGAUAAAUAUUUUAUGCCAAAUACAUAUGGAGCAUUUUGGGUUUUAUUUCAAUAAUAAUAUCAUACAAUUUAAAUUGGAUAUCCAUCAAUUAGUGAAGUAUUUGCAGCAAUUGGAUCAAUAAUUAGUAUUUUAUUUUCAGUUAAAUAUUUGAUUACUUUACUUAAUCUUACAUAAAUGAGAUAAUCAAUAUUAGAUGAUAUUAUGAGACAAUAUUAUCCAGAAAUUAAAUAAUUUAGAAUUAUUAAGAAUCUUUGGGGCAAAAUUAUUUCAGUCAAAUUUCAAGGUGUAUAAGUUGAGAUUCCCAGUUAUUUAGCAUUCUAAAAAUAAAUUCAUUCCUAAAUGGCAUGCAAACUUAACUAUAAAAAUUUAUUAUAUGAAAUGUCUCGAUUUUAAUUCAUUUUAAUGUCUUUUAAAAGAAGACAUGAAAUUGAAAGAUUUCAUCAUGUAGGUAUUAAAGUUCCUAUUCAAUUAUCUGAAACAGGUGAGUAUUAUACAAUUUCAGAAGGUAUUCAAAAUUAAUUAAAGACUCUUAAUCUUAGACAUUGUAAUACCAUAAAUACUAAAUAUGAUAUAUUAACUAUGAAUGAUGCAUUAAUCUUAAGUCAAGAAUAUAAAAAGAAUAAUCAAUUAAUGGAAUCCAAAAGUGAAUUUGAACCUCUUUAAUCAACUAAUUAAAAAUAAGAAGAUCAAGAUAGAGAUUAAGAAUUCUAUGAGAUUAAUUAUAUUAAACCUAAUAAUGAUUUUGAUGAAAAUAAUUGA
Messenger RNA from Paramecium pentaurelia, 1542 nucleotides. Lineage: Eukaryota; Ciliophora; Oligohymenophorea; Peniculida; Parameciidae. The record is from the annotation of a GenBank genome assembly.